CGGAAGAGUGUCUGAGUGAGUGUGAGGCAGAGGGACAGAGGUGGGAGUCUGUCCCGUUCAACAAAAAGUGACCCGUCAGGGAAAGUUGCCGGUGGGAAUAGAGUCAGCGCUGGUUGUCACAUCUAAACAAGCUCGACAAGAAUGGAGAUCGAGAAAGAAGUUAAAAAGAUAACCCUGGGCCAUGAGAUUGGAGCUGGAGCUGCCUGUCUGAAAUGCAAGGACAAAUGUGAAGGCUUUGAGCUUCACUUCUGGCGAAAGAUUUGUCGAAACUGCAAGUGUGGUGUUGAGGACCAUGACGUGCAGCUCGAGACUGAGGAGAAUAAGAAGGUGGGGAAGCUUUUUGAGGACACCAAGUACACAGGCCUUAUAGCCAAGCUGAAGAGAGAUGGCAUCCCAUCUUAUAGAGGCAACCAAGUCACCAUCUCCAUCUCGGCCGCCACCGUCAGCACUGCUACUCCUGUUCCUGCUGCCAGCUUGAUCCCCGGCUCCAGCCAGUUCUCUGCUCCCAGCGCCCAGCCUGCUUAUUCCCCACCUGCUGCUGCAGUUCACUCUCCUGCAACGGGCCCUACUGCUGCCCCAGGAACAGGCUCCAGUGCUGCCCCAGGAACAGGCCGCACUGCUGCAUCAGGGCCAGGCCAUAGUGCGGUUUCAUCUGCUGCCACCCCAACUAAAGGCCCUGUUGCUGCCACUACUGUUGUUCCAUCCCCUACCCCAGUGCUUGCCAAAACGGAUGUGGUUAAGUCCGUUACCUAUGAAUGGGCUCCACCUGGGAUCAACCAAAGCUUGGCUCUGCUAUACAUGGAGCUUCUGCCUCCGGAGCGGCGGCCCAUCGCUGGUACGGCGGGAGCAGAUUACCGUAAGAAACAGAUGGCCAAACAGCUUCCAGACCACGACCAAGACCCUGAGCGCUGCCACGAACUCUCGCCCAGCGAGGUUAAGCUAAUGCAGCAGUAUGUCCGCAAGUACAAGGACGAGGCAUUGGGCGUAGGCGACAUCACCGUGCCCGAAGAGAUGGGACAACAGGCAGGUACGGCCGGGGAAAAGGGUCCUCAAGGCCUCGGGGCAGGAGGGAAACCUGGUGCUGGAACAACAGGGACUCCUGGAGACAAAGGUGAUGCUGUUGCUACAAUGGGAAAAGUUGGCUCCCCUGGGGCUGCUGGGAUGUCACCCGCUGAACCUGUUGGUAACUAUUCAUGUCACCGCUGCCAGCUGCCCAUGAAGAAGGGAGAGCCGGCGGUGUACGCAGAGCGGGCAGGCUAUGAUAAACUCUGGCACCCGGCGUGCUUUGUGUGCUGUACCUGCAAUGAGCUACUGGUGGACAUGAUCUAUUUCUGGAAGAAGGGUCAGCUGUACUGUGGCCGCCAUUACGGAGACAGCGAAAAGCCUCGAUGUGCAGGUUGUGAUGAGCUCAUCUUCAGUAAUGAGUACACCCAGGCUGAGGGCCACAAUUGGCACCUGAAGCACUUCUGCUGUUUUGACUGUGACUGUGUGCUGGCUGGAGAGACCUAUGUCAUGGAGAAUGAGAAGCCUGUUUGCAAACCCUGCUACAUGAAGAACCACGCUGUGCUUUGUGCGGCCUGUCAGAACCCCAUCGAGCCUGAAGCUCAGCGUGUGUCGUACGGAGAGCACCACUGGCACGCCGAACCCCAGUGCUUCCAGUGCUCCUGCUGCUCCAAGGGCCUUAUGGGCCAGCGCUUCAUGGCCAUGCAGGGCAUGCUGCUGUGUUCCGUGGAGUGCAAGAAGAAGAUCACGGCCUCAUGAAGGAAUAUCUAGGAUUUUUUUUUGGAAGAGUGCUUAGAGCACCACAAGCCAGUUUCUUCCUAAUGCAGUACACUAAAUAUAUACUGCCUUCAUUUUAUUGAGAAAUUAAUGUAUUUGUAUGACUAAUCUUAAUGUUUUUCCAAGGUCCUAUUUACGGGAAAUAAUAAGCAAUACAGUGGAGCAGUGGCUGAGUAAUUGUUGUCAAUGUGAUUCUUUAUUAUUAAUGAUUUAGUAUUAAUAAACAGAAGCAAUAAUGGCUUUUGUACUUCAGCUACUGAAAAAAAAUCGAUUUUACUCUCAUUUUUUGCCUUUAUUUCUUAUGUCUAAAACUGCACUUUAGCUUUCACUUUGUAAUCCAAUAAAUGCGUAAUAUGAAUAGUU
Cyprinus carpio (common carp) is the source of this 2142-nucleotide messenger RNA. RefSeq names its product testin-like. Gene Ontology annotation, molecular function: zinc ion binding. The record is from RefSeq and is a predicted model, not a curated record. Lineage: Eukaryota; Metazoa; Chordata; Actinopteri; Cypriniformes; Cyprinidae.